AUGGAUUACCUUCUUGACAAGUAUUUUUUCGAUUAUCUGCCGUUUGGUAUUGAUCAAGAAACGAAAAAAACAGUAACUUCAAAAGCUUUCGACGUUGCUGAUUGGGCGUGUAAAACGCAGGACAUCAGAAAAUUGGCUGCAAAUCACACGAGCUUUUUGGCAGCAGAAGCCGUGUUUCUGCUUUUGUAUAUUUUCACUCUGUUACAUGCCUUUCGUCAUGGAUCGCGGUACUUGUUUACUUGGCUCGGAAUUGCUGUUGCUGCCGUUACUAUCGAGUCUUUACGGUUUAUAAAACCUAAAUGGGAUGUUGUCUGGCAUGCACAGGGGACUGUGACUUACUUGGGCAUGAGAGUGCCAUUUUACUUGUUUGGAGUAUAUCAGUUCGCUUUUUACGUCGCUUAUGUCUUUGCAAGAAGGCUAUAUUUUCAAUGGUGGGCUGAAGGGCCUGCUGCUGGCUUGAUCGCAGUAAUACUCCUUUACCCGUUGAAUCUUUUUGGGGCAAAACUUCUUUGGUUUCAAUGGCAUGAAAGCGAUGUAGCAGUGAUUGAUAGGUGGAUGUGGGUACCUUGGACAUCGCUCUUAUUCAUUGCUCUCGUUUCCUGUUCCUUUUUAUCUAUCUUGCACUUCUUUCGUCGUCUCGCCUUGUCUGAAGAAUACGAUUGGAAAUUAUUUAUGCGGGAAGGUUUUUGUGCGUUUGCUGCUGGUAUAUUAAGCGUUUUCAUUGCUGCCGGUCAUUUUUUAAGUUUUUAUUUCUGUAGUGAUUUUUUAAUAAUACGAUCAGUUAUAGAUAAAAUCCUGUUUUGGUUUGACGAAUUGUUUUGUGGGCUUGCCAUAAAUUACCUGUUUUUUAUGGUUCUGCCGUUCGUAACUGAUCCUGAAGCUAUUGUUGCCGAGGGACUUCACCAACCAAUUUUUUUGUGCAAUGUUACAGAACAUUACAAUUCUAUUUUCGGAACUGAUAUUAACCGGAGGAAGUACCUUUGUCCAUAUAAUCGAGAUGAAACUUGUUUUGAUUUUCACUGCUUACCGGGAGGUCAUCCUUCAAUUAAUGAAAAUAGCGAUCCUCUCGAGUGGUAUUUGAUCUGUGGCAAGGAUUACAGUAACAGAUGGGAAUACAUGCUACUAAUUUGGUCCUUUUCGUUACUUUCUUUUGGCGCCUUGUAUCAAAUCGCUUCCAAGUCUGGACCUUCUCCUUUAGAUAUUGUGAAGGUACAAAUUUCUUAA
Enterobius vermicularis (human pinworm) is the source of this 1224-nucleotide messenger RNA. Lineage: Eukaryota; Metazoa; Nematoda; Chromadorea; Rhabditida; Oxyuridae. The record is from the annotation of a GenBank genome assembly.